Molecule: messenger RNA, 2899 nt
Organism: Chara braunii
Lineage: Eukaryota; Viridiplantae; Streptophyta; Charophyceae; Charales; Characeae
Source: the annotation of a GenBank genome assembly
CUGUGGGGACAUUUCCUCAACCAAAAAAAAAGAAAAAAAAAAGUCGUGGGAACAUUUACGUGACCACAACCGAACUUGUGCUGCUGCUUGCUCCACGUUGCUCCUCGUAGUCUUUUUUUUUUUUUUUUUUUUUUUUUGCCAGUUGCUCCUCGUAGUCAGGCGAUCGAUGAUUCCAAGGAGUUAUCCCCCAAUGGAAAGUUGCUGCCACUGCACGGGCUUCUUGGGAUCAAUAAGGAACCCCCAGUUUAAUACCCCCCCCCAAGAUAGUAAAUGCGCCCCGCCCCCCGGGCAACGAAUUAGUACUAUGCAACAAGGCCACCGAGAAAAAGCCCGGCGACAACUAUCGGUAGCCCCCCUUCUACUGCUUCUGGCUGUGGUUCACCUUUACCUCCACCUCCCAACCCCGGUGUUGGGUAUCCAAGGUGGGGGGUUUAAUAGAGCACACCUGGGAAAGGACAGUGACAGUGGGAGAUUCCCUCCGAAUGACGCCCCACUCUACUGCUCCUGUGGAAGAUACGGACUGCAAGCCUGUGGGAGGGCCUUGUGUCUAUCACGAAACUCCUCCUCCUCUGGUUCCUUCCCCUAUCCCUCUUAUUUCUCCAACCAUGGCCUUGCAAAUGCUGCAAAGAUUGGCAAGAACGGACGGCGGCAUGAAGAGCUGAAUCCGGGUGGCAAUGGAGGUGGUUACCGCCUCCGCAAGGUAGAGAAGAAUGUUCUCCCAUUCUAUUCCUCCCCGUCUCCCUCUCGCUCUCCCUCUCUCUCUCUCUUUCCCUCUCUUUCUCCCUCUCUAGUUCCCAUUGCUCUGGCUAACAAGUUACCCCUUGAAAACGUGACUGAUAGUGUCAGUGACGAUCAGGGCACAUCCGAGAACAACCAGAAAGAGGAGGAGGAGAAAGAGGAGGAGGAGGAGGAGGAGAAGGAGAAGGAGAAGGAGAAGGAGAAGGAGAAGGAGAAGGAGAAGGAGACGAAAAAGGAGGAAGAGGAGGAGGAGGAGGAGAAGGAGGGGGUGGCACUGGGUGUCGUCAACGAUAAGGCGGUGGACAAACUCGUCGGGGAAGCGGGUGAGGAGGAGGUCGCAGCGUUCUUGGCUUCUUUUGGUGAUGUCAACGGUGUCGUUAAUCCGGGUCCCGACUACGAGACAUCAACGGAUGACCCAGACCUGGUGCCCGACGCCGCCAUCACCACCACCAAUCCCACCUCUUCUGUCCCUCAGAGAGGACCUGGAGUUGGGCAGGGAGAAGGAGGCGAUGAGGAGGAGAGGACCAGCAGCAGCAGCAGCAGCAGCUUGAGGACGUCCACCACCACACACUCCCGUGUGCGGGAAUGGUACCCGCCUCGUGUGCCGCCGGUGUGCGACAAGUCGAGGCUGCGGGGUUUGUCGUUUUGUGCGGACGGCUUCGGCCAGCAUGCUGUGGGGGGCCUGUUCGGGCAGGUCUUCCACGUGACUACUUUGGCGGACAACGGCACGGGGAGUCUCCGCGAGGGCGCGGGGUCCCGACACCCCCUCUGGAUCGUCUUCGACUUGUCGGGCACCAUCAAUCUCCGCCGUCCGAUCAUCGUUACCUCGGACAAGACCAUCGACGGCAGGGGGCAGCGAAUCGUGAUCUCCCAAGACGGGUUCUUUCUGCGAGGGGUGCACAAUGUCAUCAUUUACAACCUUAUUUUCCGCCAAGGAUGGGGGGAUGCCAUCACUCUGAAGCGCGCCACAAGGACGGUGUGGAUUAGCCACGUCAGCCUGUCAAGAUACGGUGAUGGGUUGAUUGACAUAACGAGGGGAUCGACCAAUGUGACGAUCUCGCACUGCCUGCUCUAUCAGCACAACAAGGUGCACCUCUUCGGUUCUCAGGCGGACGCUAACGAAUCUUUUGCGGGAGAAGGGUCGGAUGCAUUGAGGAUAACAGCGCAUCACAACUUCUACAAUGGGACCAUCCAGAGGAACCCACGUGUCUUCGCCGGAAUGGCCCACGUUUUCAACAAUUACCACAAGCAUUGGCAGUACUACGCCAUCGGAGUGACCUAUCACGGCAAAGUGGUAUCGCAGGCGAACAUAUUCGAGGCGGGAAAGAAGUCCAAGGCAGCUCAUCACAUCUUCCAUUUGGCACGUCACUGGCCCAACCAAUAUGGGGCCUUGAGGUCGGUUAAUGACCGCCCGAUCAACGACGCAAGGGUCAGGCCGUUCAGACCGAAUAGGGUGUUUGAUUGGGAGAAGUACUACAACGUUACCGUCGACGAGCCCACGGACGAGCUCAUCGCUCGAAUCUCAGAAACUGCGGGCUGGCAAGAUGUCCCUCUGCCACCGGACUUUUGAGCUUGCCUGAGUGUGUGUGUGUGUGUGUGUGUGUGUGUGUGUGUGUGUGUGUGUGUGUGUGUGUGUGUGUGUGUGUGUGUGUAUCAUAAUAAUCGGUUUUCAUCUCUAGAUUGCAAUAAGCAGUGGAGAUCAGCUGCUGAAGAGUUGGUGGCUGACGCCCUACAGAGUUUUAUGAAGUUUUUAGUUUUAUCAUUGCUUUUUGAUAUUAUUAUUAUUAUUAUUAUUGUUGUUGUUGUUGUUGUUGUUGUUGUUAAUGUUAUUAAUUAUUAUUAUUCAAUUUCAAUCGUCAAUUCGCCGGUUGCUACCCUUGUGUUGAUGGUCAUCCCUGAGGUUGAGGCCUGCUUGCCCUCACGCCUAUGAUCUAUUAUUCACAUGGGGAGCAAGACGUUCAACAGGUCUGGUUGUUUCGUGUUUUUUUUUUUGUUGUCGUUGUUGGCUGAGUGGCUCCAAUUUGAUUUGUUGUUGCCUUUUUUUUUUAUUACUAUUAUUGUUGUUAUUUUUUUUCCCAUGUAGUUACAGCAGCAAGCAAGGAAUGGUAUUUUAUUGUAUAGCCGUUGGGGUCCUUAAUUUUAAUGAACAGGAUGCACUUUA